AUGGCGAGGCAGGCCGAGCGAGACCUGCUGGCACGACUGCAGCGCGAGGGGGAACGACAGCGAGAGCAACGCGGCCGGCCCAGCGCAGGAGAGGCCGGGGAGGAGCUCUCUUUGAAGGAGCACGCUUCGAGGGCGUUUCCGCUACAGCCUGCUACAACUGCUUCGGCUGCUGCUGCUGCUGCUGCUGCUGCUGCUGCUGCCACUACUACUACCGCUGCUACAACUGGCAAAGGAGCCGAUACAACGGCGGAGCAGGCGCAGGUGCUGCUGAUGCCGCAGCAACCAUCCCUGUCAGGUUCAGCAGCCAAGGCCAGUGCGUAUCAUCACCGCACAGGCUUGCCGCGCCACAUGGUGUUUCAAACCCUGGGCCGCACCGGUGCCUCCCGUGGGGGCUGUGUGGGCAGAGGCGACGGGGCCAGUGGCGGAGGCAGGGGGGGAGGUGGCGGCGGCAGCGGGGGGCUGCAGCGAUGGUCAUCGCUGCCUGCUGGGCGAACUAGCUUGACGGCAGAACUUUUGGAGAUGGCUCAAAUGGCUCAACUGGCGCAACUGGCACAAAUGGCCCAUCUGGGGAAGAUACCAAAGAUGGCACAGAUGCCAGAGAUGACACAGAUGGCACCGGCCAUGGCUUCUCCUCCUAAUCACCCUCACGGUGCCGGUACCCGCAAUACGGUCCCUGCCCCUCCGCCCCUCACGCUGCCUAGCGACCUGCUCGCUUCGCGGCGCACGCUCAGUCUGCCGCCCGACUCGCUGCAAGCGGCCAUGUGGGCGGGACGGGCGGGCAAGGAGGGGGACGACAGCGCGAUGCUGCCCCAGGCAUUGCUGUCUCCCGCGAAGAAGCAGCGUGGCUCCUGCGGAACGGACCUUGCUUCCUGCUUUUCUCCCUCUUCUUCCGCUGCAGCCAGCGGAAAGGAGUGUAUUGCUGCUGCUGCUGCUGCUGCUGCUGCUGCUGCUGCUGCUGCUGCCAUUGCUGGUACCACUGCUGCUACUGCUGCUGUUGCUCCUGCUGUCAACGACGGCCCCUUGCGCCUCAGCAAAAAGUCGAGGCGGAGGCGGCAGCACUCACUUCUGGGGGAGCUGGCAGCUUCUGCUAUCGCGGCAAGCAUUGGGUCUGGGUCUGAGUCUCCUCCUUCUUUUCCAGCUGCCGUUCCUGAUGUUGAUCCUGCUGGUGCCGAUCCUGCUGGUGUUGUUCCUGCUGCCAUUCCUGCGCAUGUGCUGCAGGGCUUGAGUCCCCUUCGCAGCGAUCCCUUCCCACCUACACCACGGCCAGCAGCAAGGUUACCAGCAGCACUGUUACCAGCAUCGCCUCCACUGGUAGAAAGAAACGCUCCUCUCUAG
Molecule: messenger RNA, 1335 nt
Organism: Closterium sp. NIES-65
Lineage: Eukaryota; Viridiplantae; Streptophyta; Zygnematophyceae; Desmidiales; Closteriaceae
Source: the annotation of a GenBank genome assembly